GAGCGGGCGACAAGUCCGCGGAUUCCGCCACAACUUGAACUACCGUCGACGCGUUGCCCCUAACCAGCGAUUUUAUUUCUGUCAGCCGCGACGCCGAGGAUUGUGUACGGUUUUCACACUGACAGUUUCGCUCGAUUGGAGGCGAGAUCCAGCCAGGUGAUUAGGACUGUUUCACUGCUUCCUAUCCACGCUCUUCCAUGCACGUCAUGCGUCGUGGCUCGCGAAUUGAUAACAAACAAUCCAUUUGAUGCCCGAACGUCUAGGCUUUUCUGUAUUGAUUUCGGUCUUCGCACACAGUGAUAACUUCUCAGUUAUUGAACGCUCAAGCUCUGGUUGCAAUGUAUUUGGAUUCGGUAUGGUGGUUCCGGGUGAUCCUUGAGAGCGUUGUCGUGAUCAUCGGGAUACCAGGUAAUCUGCUCAUCAUUCAGGUAUACACGGCCAAGAAAAACAAGGUCACGCCUCACAUCUUCAUCAUUGGUCUGACUUGGGCCGACGUGAGUGUAUGCCUGCUCCGGAUCAUCACUCUAGUCCAACUCUUUCCCCCGCUCGACACUCUCCGCUCGUCCAAUGAGUUUUUCUGCCGUGUACAGCCCAGCAUCGAUGCCUGGCCAAAAUACACCUCCAUAUUGCUGACUUCAGCCGUGGCAGUCGACCGCUACCUAGCCAUCUGCAGGCCACACGGUCGCCGGUUGACCGUGCGGCGGGCCCGGCACGUCGUGCUUGGCUGCUUUGCGGUGUCCGUGUUGGUCACGCUGUCGUAUUUGUUCACCUACGGCGUGGUGACUUUGGAGGACGGCUCGCAGGCCUGCCUUUUCAUCCUGCCCUCUGCGGUAAUCAGCGCUCAGUUUAUCAUCCUGAUGAUCUCCUUCGUUGCCUCCGUGAUCCUCAUUGUGGUUCUCUAUAUCAAAAUCUACCGGACAGUCAACCGGAUGGCGAAGGUGCGUCCGGGGAACAAGGUGCGACGCGAAGCUCGGCAGCCAACCUGCCGACCAUCCCAAGACGAUUCCACUGCCAUAGCAGAGGGCAUCACACCCAAGCAACUAAAAACUCUCACCAGUGGAACCAACCGAGAGAUCCCUAAGGUUAAGCCCGCAUAUGACCCGGAGGAUCGCAGGAGUCCUCCUCAGCCAGAACAGGGAAACCCACGACACAAAGGGGUUACAAAGCUAGCGUGGACUGGGGAUCAGCAGGAGAUGAAGGAACUACCAAUCCUAGAUCCACUCCCGAAGACCACAGCGCCUAGCACCAGUGCACUCAACGCUACCCGCGAUAACCCCUCAAGUACAGUUCCAGGAGCUCACAGCACAGCUGCAGACGAAACCAACCGACCCACGGCCCAAACAUUCCACAAGCGAACCACGCUCAUGCUCCUGCUAUCGACGGUGGUCUUUGUCGUCACUCUUUUACCACUCUGCAUCAUCUUGACACUGUAUCCCCUCAUUGUCCCAUUUUUGCAGAACCAGACGGUUCGGUUCUGCGUGAACGUGGCCUCUUACCUCAACGUGAUCAACAAUGCGGCCAACCCUAUCCUAUUCAGCUAUGUCAAUCGCAAGUUCCGUGAAGAAAUGAAGAGGUCGCUGAGAAAGCUGUGCUGCCAAGGUUGCCGUUUUCGAAACUAAUUACUUUCUCUGCUGCUGAAAAGGAACCUCUACUGUCCAGACAUGGCAUCAGAUCAUAUCUUGCAAGUCCAAGUCAAGUCACAAGUGAUGUUUGCUCGUCCAAAUCAAGUUAAAAGUUAAGUUAAAAGAGAAGUCAUAUAAAGGAUGACGCGAUUCCAACUGGCGUCAAGUCCGCCAAGUCGCUUAAACUCGAUUAACGACUCUGCUACCGUCCGACAUCUUUUUUAGCGUUAUGUUGCACAUGCUUACCGUACAAGAGAAGAGGGAAAGAUAGGAAAAUUAGUUCUUGUUUGAAGCAAAAGGUUAGCUUGAAAAAUGGUGUUGAUUUGUUGUUAGGUAUUUUUGCAACCUCUGCACGAAUACAAUUAAAACACACGGGCAUAUUUCCGACUAGAGGUCGUUUAAAGCAAACACAAGUAGGAUUCCAGUUGAUCCAGCAUUGCAGUUGGACACUGUCCACUCUCUUCAAAUUAAAAUAACAAAGCCUUGGUUUAGGCUCAUGCUGACCAGAAAUUAUAGCGACUAUUUAGCUUUAUAAUGCUAUAAUUUGUUUUCGUCUUUUCAGAUACCGUUUAACCUCGCCACUGCUGUGAAUUCCACAUGUAAAAUGCCUAUACACAUUUCCUCCCUGGCCUUGACACGCCCAACCAUAGCCGUUUACAUGCUAUCAAAAAAGGUUUUCCACUUCGUCAAUUCCCAAGAAGAAGUAAUUCUCCUUUGCCGACCGAGCAGCAACCAAUUCCCCUUCCAUAACUCGACACAUAUCACUUUUUCUAUUUUUCUGGUGUGAAUUCUACCAAAGAGCAACAUCAACCUAACACUGCCUAUAAACUGAUGUCAGCUACGGACAGCUCUGGGGGUAUACGUUACAGCAGACUGGGUUGAAGCCUAUCAAGCAGAAAUUGAGGGUCCAAAGGCCCCAGUAAACUACUACUACAUGUACAAUGGAAAACAAUGCGACACAAAUUGGCCACAACAAGAUGCUCAACAGUUAUGAGUCGGAAGGGAAAACUCUUACAAGUGCAAUCAUCAAAUAACAUUCGGAUUAUUUCUUGAAUGAAGGUACAAUAAAGGAAAGGGAUUAAUAC
This is a messenger RNA of Acanthaster planci (crown-of-thorns starfish), 2707 nucleotides long. RefSeq names its product orexin receptor type 2-like. Gene Ontology annotation, cellular component: membrane. Gene Ontology annotation, molecular function: G protein-coupled receptor activity. The record is from RefSeq and is a predicted model, not a curated record. NCBI's taxonomy places the organism in Eukaryota, Metazoa, Echinodermata, Asteroidea, Valvatida, Acanthasteridae. Gene Ontology annotation, biological process: G protein-coupled receptor signaling pathway.